GCGAGGCUCGCAGUCGACAAUCGAGCGGAAGAAUGCGCUCGUGGAUCGUACUCGUUGGCUCGCUGCUGCAGCUGGUAGCGUCGAUAGACAGCCAAUGGCACGACGAAGCCGGACCCUGGUUCGAGGCUACCUUGGGCGAGCCCUGGCCCAUUCCGGCCACUCGGCAAGUCCACGAGUUGUACGCUUGCCUCGACGUCGAUAGCUUCGACUUUCACAUAGUCGAUAAGAGCUGCGAUAUUUUACUGGACGCCGUGAAAAGGUACGGGAAAAUCAUAGAAACCGAGGCGAAAACUGCCAAGUGGAAGGUAGAAGAUGGAGAGGACUUGCUCGUCUGCGAUAACUACCUGCGGAAGCUCGAGAUUAAUCUGCAACUCGAGUGCGAGCAAUACCCGCGCCUCCAUUCCAACGAGUCGUAUUAUUUGAGUGUGCUAGAGAAAAGCAAGAGCAGUGCUUGGCUGGAAGCUGACUCGAUAUGGGGAAUUCUCCGCGGUCUCGAAACCUUUUCCCAGCUGCUGGCGAGCCCUCGAAAUUCCAGCAAGCUGGUGAUAAAGAGCCAAGCGAUAAGAGAUUAUCCCAAGAUGGCCCAUCGAGGCCUGCUGCUCGACACGUCGCGCCAUUACAUGCCCCUGAGCGUGAUCUUGAGCACGCUCGACGCCAUGGCCUACAACAAGCUCAACGUCUUUCACUGGCACAUCGUCGACGACAACAGCUUCCCCUACGUCAGCUCGGCGUAUCCGGAAUUGUCGCGUCGCGGGGCUUAUCAUCGCUCGAUGCUCUACACGGCCGAAGACGUGGCCAAGGUCGUCGAGCACGCCCGAUAUCGGGCCAUCAGGGUCGUGCCGGAAUUCGACACGCCGGGACACACGAGGUCCUGGGGUCAGGCCUACCCGCAUCUCUUGACCACCUGUUACGAUCAGAAAAAGCAGCCGACGGGAAAACUCGGCCCGAUGGAUCCGAGCAAGCCCCAAGUUUACGACUUCAUGAGGAAUCUGCUGCGUGAGAUAUCCGAGCGAUUCGUCGACGAUCACUUUCACUUGGGCGGCGACGAGGUGCCGUUCCAGUGCUGGCAAAGCAAUCCCGGCGUCAACAAUUUCAUGGAGCGCCACAACAUCAGCUCGAGGUACGAUAAGCUCGAGGAAAUGUACGUCAAGCGGGUCCUGGGCAUGUGCGAGGAGCUGCGGCUCAAGUCGAUCGUCUGGCAGGAAGUUUUCGAUAACGGCGUGGACCUGCCCAAGGACUCGGUCGUGCAAGUCUGGACGGGCAAUUGGCGCAAGGAAAUGGCCAAGAUCACGGCUGCCGGCCAUCCGGUGCUGCUGUCCGCCUGCUGGUACAUGAGCGAGCUGGCCUCCGGCGGGGACUGGCUCAAAUUUUACGACUGCGACCCGCUCAAUUUCCUCGCCUCUUCCAAGGAGCACAAGAAGCUCGUCAUCGGUGGCGAGGCUUGUAUGUGGGGCGAGUUCGUCGACAAGAACAAUGUGCAGCAGAGAAUCUGGCCGAGAGCGUCGGCGGUGGCCGAGCGACUCUGGAGCAGAAAACGAAACGGCCCCGAAACGGCUGCCAAGAGACUCGAGGAGCACGCCUGCCGCAUGAACCGCAGGGGUAUUCCGGCGCAGCCGCCCAACGGUUCCGGCUACUGCUUGACUUUGCCCCAAUGA
Molecule: messenger RNA, 1655 nt
Organism: Trichogramma pretiosum
Lineage: Eukaryota; Metazoa; Arthropoda; Insecta; Hymenoptera; Trichogrammatidae
Product: beta-hexosaminidase subunit beta-like
Exons: 6
Coding region: 33-1655 (540 amino acids)
Biological process (GO): carbohydrate metabolic process; glycosaminoglycan metabolic process; ganglioside catabolic process
Cellular component (GO): membrane
Molecular function (GO): beta-N-acetylhexosaminidase activity
Source: RefSeq, a predicted model, not a curated record